AUGACAAACGAACGCAUGCGUUCCGUGCUCUGGACAAAUGGUGGACUGCAGCUUAUUGAUCAACGCAAGCUGCCAACGGAGUUAGUAUUGAUGUGCUGCAAUACGGUGCACGAUGUCACGCGUGCCAUUACAGACAUGGUCGUGCGUGGAGCGCCAGCCAUUGGUGCAGCCGGAGCUUUCGGCCUCGCUCUUGGAGCCAAGAACUUCCAUGCUACUGAAAAUAGCACACCGGUAGAGUUUCUCAAAGCUUUGGAGCAAGCGAAGGCUACAAUUGAUGCAGCGCGACCUACAGCGGUCAAUUUAACGUGGGCAACGGAUCGGGUGGUGAAGGAGCUUCGAGUAAAGGUGCAGGAGCAGACGAGUGUUGUCGAGCUGGUUACAUACACAUUGACAAUAGCACAGGCAUUGGCGGAAGAAGACGUGGCCAUUAACAAGAGACUAAGUCAAUUCGGAGCAGAGCUUGUGUCACCGGGGAGCAACAUCCUGCACCAUUGCAACACUGGUGCAUUGGCGACAGUCGAUAUCGGCACGGCUAUUGGCGUCAUCUACGAGUGCCAUGCCCAGGGCAAGAACGUCCACGUGUGGGUGGAUGAGACGCGACCGCGUCUGCAGGGCGCUCGACUCUCGGCUUGGGAGCUCAUGCGCGAAGGUGUACCAAUGCACCUCAUUGCCGACAACGCUGCAGGGUAUCUCAUGCUGGCUGGCAAAGUAGACGUUGUGCUAUUUGGUGCUGAUCGCGUCGCGGCGAACGGCGACGUGGUAAACAAAAUCGGCACGUACAAACUGGCUGUGGUCGCUAAAGAGAACAAGGUGCCAGUGUAUGCGUGCGUGCCAAGCAGUACGAUCGACCUCAACUUUCUUGAAGGAAGGAGCAUCCCGAUAGAGGAACGCAACGCUAAUGAAGUGACGUGCAUCCAGGGCGUGCGGAUCGCACCCGAAGGCUGUCCGGUCUUCAAUCCGGCGUUUGAUAUCACUCCGAAUCGAUACCUGACCGGCAUUAUUACGGAAGAGGGCGUGUGCUACCCGCCAUUCGAGCAGAGUCUCGCCAAGGUGGUGGCCGCUGCUGAAAAACGCCGUGCCGAGAUGUAG
Messenger RNA from Peronospora farinosa, 1089 nucleotides. Lineage: Eukaryota; Oomycota; Peronosporomycetes; Peronosporales; Peronosporaceae. The record is from the annotation of a GenBank genome assembly.